GUAUGGCCAAGAUGUAUGGAGGAGGAUGCCAGACUGGAGAUGGCUGCUACAAUGACUAUGUCCGAACCAGCUGAUUAUGCUCUCUGUGAGAAAUUUGAGGCCAAUAUGUUUGCCAAGAACCGAUGCCAGAAUUGUUUGCGAACAAUCACUGCUCAUCAACAUGGUAACCAGGUAUUCAGAAAAGAUGUCAUAAACCUUCCUAAUUGUAUUGCUAGUACCAAAGACUCUGAUCCUGGUGAUCCAUGGGACCCCUUGUGCAUUCUAGCAUCCCAGUGUAAGGUCUACCUAUAUGUGGGCUCUGAAGACAGAAGAGAAAGCCGGCAAGAAAACGUGGAGUACACCCAGCUCAACUGCAGCAAUGAAGAAUCCAAAGCAGAAAAUAUAUGCCCUGAUGCCAGCAGUACGCCCAGCACUGAUGCAGAUGGCAAUGCCAUCCUUAGUGAUGACCAGGAAAUGACUAGACUGCUCAGCAACAUUUUGGAAUCUGAAAAAGAAAACUCACUACACAUCGCAAGUCUGAAGAAAAAGGUACAGUCUGAAAACUUGCACUCUGAUAGGCACAGAUGGGCUGAGGCAACAUCCUGUAGAAGAACAGUAUCCUGGAGUUGUCUAAAACCAGAAUACAGGGCUUUGAGCCAGGAUUGUGGGGACAGCAAGAGGAAGCAUCAAGCUGAGAGUGGCUAUUUCUCUUUGGAGUGUUGUAAAUCAGAGUCAAAUUGGAUCUCUUCUGCUUCCUGUCCUAAUCAUAGCAUGUUGCCUGCCCCUAGCAAUGCCACAGGAGCAAGCAAGUGGACUCCUUCCUCCCUCAGCUUGGCAGAUUCAGAGCUGAACUGGCACAAGGGUGGCAGCGGUGAGGGCCGGUGUGGGCUGAUAAAGCAGAACUAUACAAUCUUGGCUGACUUACCCAAGACAAAACGGCUCCAUCAUCAGGAGGCUUUUGAAAAAGAGCACAGACGUGCUCGGAGUCCAGGCCGAGCAGAGGUGGAACGGAUUUUUGGGCAGGAACGCAGGAAGUCAGAGACACUGGAAGUGUUCCAGGCGCUGGAAGAGGGCCUCCUGGAACGUUUGGAUAGCAAGUCCUUGAAGCUGGCCAAGGAAGGGCGAUUAGUCAGAAGGCGGUCGAGCCCCACCCUGUGCCGAGAAGUAAAGAAAAGAUUUCCACAGGAGCUAGAUCAGCCCAGGAAAAGAGAAUCUCUUUGCAUAGGAAGAGCAGAACAGCAACUCAAGAUAAGUAGCCAGAGCCAUGGUGAAUCCUUGCAUUUAAGGAGCCCAAAUCAGCAAUUGGAGAGAGAAAUUCAAAGUAGAAGGAUGCCUCUGUACUCAGCAACUUCAACGUCUCAGAAGAUGGAGAGAGAAGGAAGGAAAUUGGAGGAACUUGUGUCCCGUCUGAGUUCCAGUGCAGAAAGGGUUGCCCUUUGUCCUACGAGUCAUGGGAAGCAAGUGGAUAAUGAUAAAAAGAGGCGAGCGGAGAUCUUGCAUCACAAGAGCCCUGGGAAGAAUGGCACAGAUACUAGAUGGAAAAGCAGUCCAAGUACCUUGCAUACUGCUGAUCCUUCAAAGACUUUGGAUAAGAAUCAAGCAAGACUCACAAGGCAACUAGAUAGGUAUAAAGAAAGUGACCGGAAGGCACGAGGAAAACCUUUGCUCCUUAUAGGUACAGUUGACCAGCCAAGAAAGGACAGAAGAGACUCCCAAGAAGUUGUUUGUGCUGUUGACUCAAGAAGUGAAACUGCAGCUAGAGGGAAAGGGGGACAGCCAUUGGUUUGUUCAAGGUUUGGGCAUGAUCAGUCCGGAGUCCAAGAAGUGAAAAAGUAUUCUUUUAAUCCUAGGAAACAAAUGGGAAUCGGUUUGAAAUGUCCUAGUGCAACUGUGAAUAGCUCUAGUCCUGGAAUAUCUGCUAGUAGAAGCAAAAGAGAUAUCCGAAACUCUUGCAGCCCAGGGAGAUGCAAGGAAGACAAUGGGAACAGCAUGAGAGAGCACAGACAUUCUCCAAAUCCUGGGAGUUUGAUGGAAAGUAGCCAAACAUGCCUUGAGCAGGCAAGAUGCUGUGUUGCUUCACAGCAGCACCUAGAGAAUAACUGGAAAAGUCGAGGGGAAGCCAGGAGUGUAAGGGCCAGUGCCAGUAGUGAUGGGCUGAGCAAAAGAGACCAUUCAGUUGCUUUCACUCCUAAGAAGGAGAAUGACUGGAAGGGUUGUUGCACGUCCUUUAGCCCCACAGACCCUACAGUUUUUGGACAGAAAGGGAUGGUCCAAGAAGCUUUUGCACACUCCAUCAAACCAGAGACUGUCCCAAGAAUCCAAGAAAGCUCCCAGAGCCAUGUACAUCCAAUGCCAUCCUUGGAAAAAGAGUGGGUAAGCCAAGGGGAGUGCUUCCAUUCUGCCAAGCCAAGGCAGCAACAGUUGGAGGAAAGCAGGAAAAACCAAGGAACUCCAGUAAAAUGGGCAGAGGAUGAAUGGAUAAAGUGGCAGAGGUCUCCCAGUCCUUCAACAGCAGAGAAGCAUCUGGGAAAUAAUAAGGAAAAACUUUUCUAUCUGAAGCAGCAAGGCGAAGGGCAUAUUGCAACAAGUGCUUGUUCUUCUAGACGUCAAAUCCUUUAUCUGGACUCCAGUAAGAAACAUAAGCCAGAUCUUCUGAAUUUCAAGAAGGGAUGGAUGUCCAUAUUGGAUGACCCAGGAGAGUGGACAAAGCACUGGUUUGUGCUGACAGACUCGAGUCUGAAGUACUACAGGGACUCCAAUGCUGAAGAGGCAGAUGAGCUAGAUGGAGAAAUUGACCUACGUACUUGCACCGAUGUGACAGAAUAUGCAGUGCAGAGGAAUUACGGCUUCCAGAUACAUAUUAAAGAUGGUGUUUUUACGUUAUCUGCAAUGACAUCAGGAAUCCGCCGGAAUUGGAUUGAGGCUCUAAGGAAGAGUAUUCGACCAGCCAGUGUGCCUGAUGUCACUAAGCUAUCUGACCACAACAAGGAAAACUCAUUCUGCAACAAUAAAUCCCCCAAGAGUUCCUUUCGAACCGAGCUGCAGCCCAACACUGGAAGUGAGGUGAUAUCCAGAGCUGGCAGCAGGAAGGCUGAAGGGCAGCAACCAGCUUUUGACUAUGUUGAGUUAUCCCCCUUACAACAGCGAUCAGCUUUAAAUCAGGGGUCCCCUCAGCGGUCAAGAGGGAGCACAAGAAGUUCAGAUGGAGGAGUCAAGCGGGAAGAGUUGGAGCGGGACCUGGCCCUCCGCUCGGAAGAGAGGCGCAAGUGGUUUGAGUCUUCGGUCAGUGGAGGCCUGCAAACAGAUGGCCCAGCAGAGAAUCCUUGUCCUAAGAAACCUCAGGGGACUCCUCUUACUGAGGCUCAGAGGAGUCGGCUAAGUGAAGACAUUGAGAAGAAGUGGCAGGAGCUGGAACGUCUGCCUCUAAAAGAGUCCAAACGAGCUCCGCUGAUGGUGCUGCUGAACCAGGGCAAAGGGAACCCUGAGGAUGCAAGUGAGGCACUGGAGAAAGAGGUCCAAGUCCUGAGGUCACAGCUGGAGUCCUUGCGUUCCCAUAAUGAGGCAAACCUCCAUAAAAAUGGGCAUGUGCCCCAAGGAUACAUUUCUCAGGAGGCAUGUGAGCGCAGUUUAGCAGAGAUGGAAAAUUCCCAUCAACAGGUCAUGACAGAAGUACAGCGGCAUCACCAGUGGGAGAUGGAGCGGUUGCGGCAGGAAAAAGAGCGUCUUUUGUCUGAAGAGGCAGCUGCAACGGCUGCAGCAAUUGAAGCUCUGAAGAAGGCACACAGGGAAGAAAUGAACAAGGAGUUGGGCAGAACACGUAACUUUCAGAAAGGGUUUUCAGAUCCAAAUGCGCUCCAGCAACAGCAUCGGUCUGAUGUGGAGUCUCUGAAGCGGGAGUUGCAAGUGCUUUCAGAACAGUAUUCCCAGAAGUGCCUGCAGAUCGGGGGCCUGGUACAGAAGGCAGAAGAACAGGAACAAAUGCUGCAGCGUUGUCAACAGGAGGGGAAAGACCUGCUUCGGCAAAACCAGGAGUUGCAGAAGCGUCUGUCAGAAGAGAUUGGCCAGUUACGAGACUUCAUUGCUGCUCGGGGCUCACGUGACGGUGCUUCACACAAUGAGAAGAGUUCUUGUGAGCUAGAGGUGCUUCUCCGAGUGAAGGAGAAUGAACUCCAGUAUCAGAAACAAGAAGUCCAGUGUCUGAGGGAUGAACUCCAAAUGAUGCAGAAGGACAAGAAGUUUGCCUCAGGGAAGUACCAUGAUAUCUACCUGGAGCUGAAUCACAUCAAGCAACGGUCAGAACGAGAGAUUGAACAUUUGAAAGAGCAUCUGCGCCUGGCCAUGGCAGCCCUAGAAGAGAAAGAGAUGCUGCACAACAAUAUUGGUUAGUUACUUUUCGAUGCGCCAUUUCAGAGAAGAAAGCAGCAUUCCUUUCCAGGAGCACUGGGCGAGACUUUACCAAAUAGCCAUCACAUGCAUCUGCAUCACUUGGGCAUGUUAUGGGCUGGAUCCUACCACUAGCACCUUUUUGGGACUCUAUACAUGAAAAUAAUUUUUAUAUUUUGGGGGAUGGGGUUGGGGAUAUGUUUUAAAAUCUUAUACUUAAGUUUCCCAGCAGUUAACCACAAAGACGGACCAGAUAUUUCUCCCUAAAGUUCCUUUAGAUUUAAUUGUUCCUUCUCCCAAAUAUUUAGCUGUAUUUACAUUAAAAGUAUUUAUCUGCUUUCAGUUUUCUUCCAAAUGGAGAAACAAAAUCACACAACCCUCAACUUCAGGUUGUACAGUGUUGCUUCACAGCAAUCCAUGUUGGAGAUAUGCUGUGCCGAAAGAAUGUUGUAUUAGUUACAUUGUCAAUGGUUUGUCCAAAGACCAUACAGAGUUUAUGUUUAGGACCUAUGAGUAGCAAUUGUUUCAGAACAACGGAAGAUUUUUUU
Pantherophis guttatus is the source of this 4910-nucleotide messenger RNA. RefSeq names its product TRIO and F-actin binding protein (gene TRIOBP). Lineage: Eukaryota; Metazoa; Chordata; Lepidosauria; Squamata; Colubridae. Gene Ontology annotation, molecular function: actin filament binding. Gene Ontology annotation, cellular component: actin cytoskeleton. The record is from RefSeq and is a predicted model, not a curated record. Gene Ontology annotation, biological process: positive regulation of substrate adhesion-dependent cell spreading.